AUGAAGUUUUCCUUCUGUAUUAUCCUGUUUUCCAUUGGAUAUGUCACUUCGAGUGGAUACACAUGCCAAGGACCCAUCAAGCUUGCUCCUCCGAAUGAUCUGACACAAUUGGUCAAUUGGCCUUCUAUUUGGAAUGAUUCAAUGCCUCCGAUCCCUUUUGCAUCUCAGCAAUCUUGCAGCUGGGAAAUCUCAGUUCCAGAUGGAAUGUAUGCCUCUGUUGUAUUCUAUAAGAAUGCUCCUUCUGCAGUUUCGAUAUCUUUAGUUUACCCAAAUGGAUAUGCAGUUGGACUGGACAACAAUGACCUCUACCCAUAUAUACUUAUGUCUCCAAAAGUGAAAAUAAACUUGGGAAAAUCGAAAUAUGAAGGGUCGUUUUCAUUCAAUGUGCUGUGGUCGAAAUAUGAUCCAUCGAUAACUCAUGAUAACAUUCAUCUCGUAAAAGGAGCAACACCGACUGCGAUGAUCCCAAACAGUCAUUUGACAACAUUUACUGCUCAAACUACAGUAUCUAUUGUUGGAUUCAGUCUGAAAAAUCAGUCAGAAUAUGUAUUUCUCCGUCAAUCCGCAGUGUUCGACGGCGAAUCAACAAGUGCACCUUUCCUAGGGACUCUCUAUAGCAUCAUGAUGUCCGGGAAGGAGAAAGUGAGCAGUGGAAAGUAUCUGACAGUCUAUACAUGGGGACUUGACAAUCAGUUUGACUACACUCUGUACAUGGUGCAAGAUAGAGCAAAUGAACAAAACUUUUUUACGUACAGAGGAGUGAAUUGUGAAGAUGGUUUCGAUUGUAAAUUUCAAAUACUUGCAAACUACGGAACUGCGGUCCUCGUUACUUCUGGUAGUCAAGCUGAGUAUAUUAAGAAUAUUGAAACGUUCUCAGAUAAAAGUACUUUGAAAGUUUACGAGGGAGCAAUCAGUGAUGCAACUUUGGUUACCACUUUGACGAAAGCAAAUUACAAAAAUAGAUUGCCAAUGGAUCUGAAAAACACGAUUAGACAAUACGUGUUGGAUACUGAAACCAUUACUGGAUUCACAAUUACUCACGACACAAGUAGUGCUGAUUGGAAUGAAAUGUAUGAUGGAAGAAAAGGGUUUAUUCACUCUGCUUUUCACGGAGUUGUCAGUGAUCAACAAGAUACAGAUGAAUCAUUUAACACAGACAAGAAGAAACAAUUAUAUUUCAAUUACAUUGUGAGAGAUGCAGAUUUUACCGGAGAUAAAACAAGUUUAACAGUGAAAGUUUGGAGUAAUGGAAACCAAGUCUCUUCUGAUGUGUACAACUCGACAAACCUUCCGCUCGUGACAACUAAAAGUGUCCUGGGAGACAUGUACGAAAUCAUUUAUAGCACUCAAGGAGCAAGUACGAAAGGAUUCAGAAUUGAUUUUUCAACCACGUCCACAGUGUGCAAAGGAGAACAUCUCGUUCCUGCUCCAGCUGACAUUACUACUACAUGGUAUUAUCCAGAUACGUGGAGAGAAUCUGAUGAGCCUCUUCGUUAUGCGGCUAAUCAAACCUGUGUUUGGAAGAUAAAUGUACCGAAAGGAUUUUUUGCAUUUUUGACUAUAUCUGCAGCAACAAACAGUACCAAGUUGACAGUAACCGAUUCAGUUGGAAACGAAGAUUGGGUACUCCCGAUAGUCGACCAAGAUCCAUAUUUCCUUUUGGAUCCUCAGUUUACUGUUUUCCUGAAUAGCAGUGAGGAAGGAACGUUCGGAAUGAAAGUUAUUUGGAAACGAAUCGGAACUCUCAACCCCGUGUCUGAACAAGUUCUACCAAAUGUUGUUCCAACGGUUAAAACUUCAAUUGAUUGUGAUAAUGGACUAAUAAUUAAUUCAAAUACAAAAGUCUCACUGACAUCUGUUCGCCCGCCAAUAUAUACGCCUGAAGUUAUCAUGUAUAUGAGGAAUACUGUAGUUUUUGAUGGACAAUCAAUAAACGACAAAUUGAUUAAAAAUUUGUGGCAAGUUUACCAGUCUGGAAAUCACAUUGUUUCAAGUGGAAAAUACUUGACUUUAUAUUCAUUUAUGCCAGGAAUUAAAUCUGACAGCUAUGCUUUCAUUCAAGAUUAUCAAAAUGUAAAACAAUUCGGAAACUAUCAAGGUGUCUCUUGCUUUAAUCCAGAUUUGUGUCCAGUCAUUCUUGAUGCCAGAAACGGACCAGGUGCAGCAGUUCGAAUGUCAACUUCUCCACAUUUUCUAGAAGAAGCUGAUUUGUAUAAUUUUUCAAAUAUGGCUGUUUUCACAGGAAUCGUUGACCAAUCUCAUAAAGUAGCAGAAUACACAAAUGAACAUAAACUUUCUGUUGCUCAAAAAUUCGAUGGGCUAUUCACUACUUAUGUGAUUGACAAAGCAAUGGGAAUCAUCUAUCUUUCGAAUGAUAAUUUAGACUCGAAUUGGACAAGUAUAAUCAAUGGAAGAACUGGAAUUAUUGCAUCAAAGAACUACGGAACCCUUUCAAAAGAUCAAAACACCCUGGAAACAUUCACAAGUCCUUCGAAAAUUGUAUACGAUAUGUCACUGGUUUUCAAAAAAUGGGACCUACAAGGUGAUGCAACAUUGACGAUAAUUUCCUCAGCUGGAGGAAAAGUUAUUUCCAGUUCCACAUACAAUUCCACGCAUCUCCCACCAGAUGUAAAGUUCACUUUUGGAGACAAGUUGGUUAUUAAAUAUGAUUCAAAUGGAGCAGAAACUAUUGGAGUUUUGAUAAACUUUAGCUUUGAUUUGGGACAAACAACAGCAAUUGGAUCAACGUCGACAGACAUGCCUGGAGGAACAACUACGACUGCUAAAUCACUUCCAAUUGUACCUACAACAAUAGUUGGAAUUAACACAGGAGGAACUACACAACGAUUUGAAACAACAACGAAAUCUGGAACCAAUCAUUCCCUAUUUUUCCCCAUUUCACUUCUCUUCAUUUCAAUGUUUUUGUGA
This is a messenger RNA of Caenorhabditis remanei, 2928 nucleotides long. RefSeq lists its product as uncharacterized. Gene Ontology annotation, biological process: innate immune response. Lineage: Eukaryota; Metazoa; Nematoda; Chromadorea; Rhabditida; Rhabditidae. The coding region runs from base 1 to 2928 and encodes 975 amino acids. The transcript is spliced from 17 exons. The record is from RefSeq and is a predicted model, not a curated record.